AUGGCCAGCUUCAGCAAUCAGGACUGUUACUUACGAGACGAAAAACUGUCCUCUGAUCCACAUGUUGAACAUGACGCCAUCACUGAAGACUGUAAAGGUGGAGAUAAUGUACCUACGGUCGCUCAGAAGUCAGGACUGAGCCAAAUAGCACAGCAAGUACACCUUCCUGCCAAGCGUCACGUACGCCUCCCUGUUGAAGUGUGGGAGAAAGUGAUUGAUAUUCUUGCCUGCGAGUUUCCAUCUUACUGCGACCUAUGGAAAUACGGGGUUGUGUGCCGCGAUUGGUAUCCAAGAUGUCAGUUUCAUGUCCGCCGAAGUGUCCCUAUCGGCACGAAGCAACACGUUUACCGCUUGACCAAGUCGAUGAAAGUGAUGCGGCAGCGCACUAGUCCCAUGAAACACGUAACAUUCUUGGGACUCAAUAUCACCCCCCUUGGGCCUUUUGCAGCAUCCAUGGCGCACAAAUUGCCGGAGAUAGAGGAGCUUACUUUGAGGGGCUCUACGUGGAUUUCUGGACCCCUCCAUGAAAACACAUUCAUGUAUAUUCAUGUUACAUUCCGUCAAAUCACUCGUCUCGUUCUCGAUUCGAUCACACUGCCGAAUCUCACCACGCUUGGAAGACUAAUAUACUCCCUUCCCUCUCUCUCCAGUCUCAGCUGUUGCAGACUCUACCUCCGCACUCGAAAAUUCGUGUCGGGAACUGUCUAUCCCCGGCCUGAUUUUGGUCUGAAGCUCCUCGCUCUCAGCCAUAUCGGCGCUGAUAUCCUCGAAUUCUUCUACACCAUACUGCUCGCCUCUAAAGUUGAGCAGCUCGCGCUAGACAAUCUUGUAGGGAGCGGCUCGAAUCUCUGUGCCGUUUUGGAGAAACUCAUGGGUAUGGCGCAAGCAUCGCUUACCCAUUUUACGUUUUCUUACUUCAAUGGUAUCCUGAGUUGGGAAGAGCAUCCUCUGAAUCUCGCGGUUGCGUCUAAAAUGCGGGUAAUAACGCUUAUGCUUGGUUCCGACGAGUUUGCAAAGUCGUCCGGCUGGAUAGCCGAGUUUCUGUCCAGAGCUUUCCCAUCGACUCUCCACGAGGUCAAGAUCAUCAUCUGGAGAUAUUUGCCUUCUGGGGCAGAGACAGAAGCACUGCUUAAAGCGCUCAAUUCCGAAGAAAAUGACUACGCGCGAGUUGAUCAGGUCCUUUCAGAGGCAAGAUAUCCUGCUAUCAAGAGUGUGAUCUUUGAGCUCGAUAUGCGUGCCAAGCCGUCCGUGGAAACGGUGUCAUCGGAUGCGUGGUCAGAAUUCAUCUCGACUAGAUUUCCAAAGCUGCAAACUCAAGGAGUCAUCGAGGCUGGUGUGAACGAGCCGUAUAAAUGGACAGAUACACCUCGUCGUGUUGUGCCAAUCGCCCGCUCCCCUCUGCACAGUAUGCUGUCACAAACCCUUCACUCGAUGGGCUACCUGGCGCUGCUUCUCUCCGCCAGUCUUCUUCGUCCAAUCUUGGGCGUUCGAGCUCAAGCCCAGGACCAGUAUGGACAAGGACAGCAUGUCUUGCAACCUGCCCAGAAGGAGUUUGCGUCCCAGACCCUGGAGGAUACCAAGAUCAGAUAUGUCCUUGAUUCUGGGGUCUGCGAAACCACACCUGGCGUCAGUCAGAUGUCCGGCUACGUGGAUAUCGGAGCAAACAUGUCCAUGUGGUUUUGGUUCUUCGAGUCGCGAAAUCAGCCCGAAACUGCUCCUUUUACUCUGUGGCUCAAUGGAGGCCCAGGAUGCUCAUCCAUGAUUGCACUCUUACAAGAGAACGGACCAUGCUUCGUCAACCCAGACAACUCUACUACGUAUAUCAACCCAUACAGUUGGAAUAAUAUCAGCAACAUGAUCUACAUUGACCAACCCAUUGGCAGUGGAUUCUCGUAUGGCACGAUCGACGUGAACAGCACGUUCUCGGCAGCACCUGAGAUCUGGAAGGCGUUCCAAAUACUGUUCGAGAGUGACGAGUUCGAGAAAUACCAAAGCCGGGAGUUCAUUUUCGCGACGGAGAGCUAUGGGGGUCACUACGGCCCAGGUUUCGUCACCUACUUCGACGAGCAGAAUGCCAAAAUUACGAACGGCACGAUCGAGGGGGAGUUGAUCAACAUUAGCGCGCUCAUGAUCAACAACGGUUGGUUUGAUCCCCUGAUUCAGAACAAAGCAUAUGUAGACUUUGCCAAGUAUGCACCCGGCUAUGGACAGCUGCAGAAUGACACGGUCAUCGAACAAGUGACCAGGGCAUUCUAUGAGCCAGAGGGCUGUCAAGCGCAGCUAAUCGACUGCUCCAAAGCGGGUAACUCGUCAGAGAGCAACACGAUAUGCAAGGACGCGGAUGACUAUUGCCUGGACAAGGUGCUCACACCCUCACUUGGUGAUCGCAACGAAUACGACCUACGACAGAAAGCACCCGGCUACUUCCCGCCGUCAUACUACGAACGCUUCCUGCAGGAUCCGGUCGUAAUGAAGCGGAUCGGCGCUGAGGUGGAAUAUCAACAGUGCUCCGACGUGGUCGAGGCCGAGUUCGGAAAAACGGGCGAUGACGCGCGUUCCCUUUUGCCCGAGCUAUCAGUCCUAGCAAAUUCGGGACUCAAACUGCUGAUUUGGGCAGGGGAUGCAGACAUCAACUGCAACUGGAUAGGCUGCCAUGCCUCCGUUCUUGCAAUGGACUGGUACGGCAAUGAAACCCUACACAACACCCCCUUCGUCGAAAUGAUGAUCCACGGGAGGACCAUCGGCGCCAUUCAGAACGUGGACAAUUUUACUUUCGCACGAAUUUACGAAGCUGGACACGAAGUGCCAGCAUUCCAACCCGAGGCAUCCCUUGAGAUUUUCUCGCAGGUGAUUAAGAUGGAACCACUUCAUUCCGUUCCUUAA
Messenger RNA from Fibroporia radiculosa, 2883 nucleotides. RefSeq lists its product as uncharacterized. Gene Ontology annotation, molecular function: serine-type carboxypeptidase activity. Gene Ontology annotation, cellular component: fungal-type vacuole. The record is from RefSeq and is a predicted model, not a curated record. Gene Ontology annotation, biological process: proteolysis. The coding region runs from base 1 to 2883 and encodes 960 amino acids. Lineage: Eukaryota; Fungi; Basidiomycota; Agaricomycetes; Polyporales; Fibroporiaceae. The transcript is spliced from 17 exons.